AUGGUUGAUGUUCGACAGUAUGAGCUAUCUCCAACAGAUCUCAUCCCAAACUCGCCGAGACCUUUACUGCACUACAAAAAUGUCCUCGAUAUAAAACCCAGCAGCUCCCAUUGCGACCCAGCCGAGGUCUGGGACAUGUUCAGCCAGAAUGGGUGGGCCGUGCAUUGGAUAUUCCGAUACGGCGAAACACAACUAUCACACUACCACUCCAGAGCACAUGAGUGCAUGGCCGUUCUCUCCGGUACGGCCAAGAUCAGAUUUGGCGUAGCCGACACCUCCGAUGAUCUGUUCGAAAACACACACGGCUCCUCUUGGGAGCAGGGCGGGAUUGAACUGGAAGCGGAAGCCGGCGAUGUUUUUAUCAUUCCUGCUGGUGUGGCGCAUAAGACAUAUGACACGAAGCCUGAAGCAGAGUUCAAGCUCUUAACCCCAGGGAACGGACAUGGUAUUGAGGCUGAUGACCCGAAAAAAGCGUUGGAUGGUAUCCAGCUGACUGGCUAUACCAUGAUGGGAGCUUACAAUGGUGGUGACUGGGAUUUUGUCAAGAGUGGGGGAGACUAUGAGACAGUAUGGGCUGUCGCUAAGCCGAGUCAUGAUCCUGUAUUCGGAGAGUCUGAGCGUGGGCUUUGUAGGACAUGGCGUGGAAGUGAUAUUGCGUCUCCCCAUCUCCGAGCUAUGUUCGGUGCAUAG
Molecule: messenger RNA, 690 nt
Organism: Penicillium vulpinum
Lineage: Eukaryota; Fungi; Ascomycota; Eurotiomycetes; Eurotiales; Aspergillaceae
Product: cupin domain-containing protein
Exons: 1
Coding region: 1-690 (229 amino acids)
Source: RefSeq, a predicted model, not a curated record